Messenger RNA from Lytechinus variegatus (green sea urchin), 3320 nucleotides. It is a transcript of the gene pmpca, whose product is annotated as mitochondrial-processing peptidase subunit alpha-like. The coding region runs from base 19 to 1626 and encodes 535 amino acids. The transcript has 11 exons. Gene Ontology annotation, molecular function: metal ion binding. The record is from RefSeq and is a predicted model, not a curated record. Gene Ontology annotation, cellular component: mitochondrion. NCBI's taxonomy places the organism in Eukaryota, Metazoa, Echinodermata, Echinoidea, Temnopleuroida, Toxopneustidae.
CCAUACGUAGAUUGCAUCAUGGCUUCACGGGUGUCAUGUCGGAUUGCCAAAAAGUUCUCGAAAUUUCAGUAUCCAGGUUCAUUCUGGGAAAGACCCCGAAAAUCAUCAUUACUAUGUCAGAGGCAGUACUGCAGUGCUGGCAGUUCGUCUCCUGCAGGGGGUGUCCCCCUCACCCAGCCUCUUCCUGGGAUUGCGCAGCCCAUAUACGCUGCUGUAUCGCAUGAUGUCGUACACACGGACAUAACCACCUUAGACAAUGGGCUGAGAGUCGCCUCAAUGAACAAGUUUGGCCAGUUUUGUACAGUUGGAGUCUUGGUGAACUCUGGAUCAAGACAUGAAAUAGGUUAUCCAAAGGGUAUUGCACAUUUUAUGGAAAAGACAGCAUUUGGGGAAACAGAUAAGUUUGGAAGCAGAGAUGAAAUCCUCCAGUCAUUAGAACAGCAUGGUGGAAUAUGUGAUUGCCAAGCUUCAAGGGACACACUGGUAUAUGGGGUAUCUGCAAAUAGAGAUGGUUUAGAAGAUGUCAUACACUUGCUGUCAGAGGUAGUUUUCAAACCCAAGCUUUCAGAUACAGAAAUUGAGGAUAGCCGGCAAGCAAUAUUGUUUGAAUUAGAAGCCCUUGACAUGGCACCAGAUCCAGAAAUAAUGAUGACAGAGCUUAUACAUGCAGCUGCUUAUCGUAACAACACACUAGGCCUCCCCAGGGUAUGCCCCGCUGAGAACAUUCCCCUUAUUGGACGCCCCACCCUCUUGCAAUACAUGAACAACUAUCUGGUCCCGGAGAGAAUGGUCCUGGCUGGGGUCGGCAUGGACCACCAAGCCCUGGUCGAUCUCGCCCAACGGUAUUUCGUCAACACGAAACCGACGUGGAGCACCCCUGAGAUUCAGGAGAUGGGCGGAAGGAUUGAUAAUUCAAUAUCGCAAUAUACAGGAGGCGUACAGAAGAUCAGCAAGGACAUGUCCAACAUUGCCCCCGGUACCCCCAUCCCUGAACUGGCCCACGUGGUCCUGGCCCUGGAGAGCUGUGGUCACCAGGAUCCCGACUUCAUCUCCUUUGCUGUCCUCAACAUGCUGAUGGGCGGAGGAGGUUCCUUCUCCGCUGGGGGUCCCGGGAAGGGGAUGUACACUCGUCUCUACCUCAACGUCUUGAAUAGGUACCACUGGAUGUACUCGGCUGCGGCUGUUCAUUAUAGCUAUGAGGACAGUGGUAUCUUCUGCAUACAGGCGAGCUCUCAUCCUAGUAUGGUUCGAGAACUUAUAGAAGUUAUUGUCAGGGAAUUUGUGUACAUGGCAGGGAGAGUUGAAGAGGUUGAGCUAAGCAGAGCCAAGAGGCAGCUCCAAUCCAUGCUUAUGAUGAACCUAGAGUCUAGACCAGUUGUCUUUGAAGACAUAGGAAGACAGGUUCUUGCCACAGGGACUAGGAAACACCCAAGGGAAUAUGUGGAGCUUAUUGAGAAAGUAACCGCUGCAGACAUCAAACGAGUGGCCAGCAGGAUGCUACAGUCCCAGCCAUCCGUUGCUGCGUUGGGUGAUCUCACUAAACUACCAGACCAAGCAGAUAUCCAGUCAGGAUUGCUCCACAAAGAGGGUCGGCUGCCAAGAAAGUAUGCCUUCUUUAGGAGGUGAUUGUAGAGGGAGUUUGUUGUUCUUUAGGUUUACGUUCAUUUGGUCUGUAAGCUUUGUCUAUUUCUCUGGUAGUCUGAUAUCACAUGGGCUUAUCCUGAGCUACCAAGUAGUACUUAACUUCAGUGCGAAUAUCAAUGGUUUCAUGCAAAAUACUGACUUCUAAAGUUCAGUUUUAUGCGUUGUCCUAUGUCAUUUCUUUGAAAAUACUGAUUCCGUUAUCAAAAUACUAAUUUUUAGCUGUACAAAUCCUGAAAUGUUCUUUUUCAGGUUUCCAGCUCUGCCUAACCCAUUUGGUCCAAUGGCUGUUUAGUGUAAACUAAAUAAGCACCUACAUCUUAAAACUAAUUCUUGAUUAUUCUUAAGUCGAGAUGGUCUAAUUUCCACUGUGUAUGUUAACAGUUUCAUGUAAUCAUUAUAACUAAGAGGGUUUUGACGAAGUGGGUAUUAGAUGAUAUGGAUAUAGACAAAAUGGUAAAUUGGCUGAAUAGCAAUGGGACCCAAUGGUUAGGCAAUGCAGGAAACCAUAGGAGGCGCGAUCGUUCAAUCGGUAGAGCGGGGGUUUCGGAUUCCAGUGUGACCUGGGUUCGAUUCCCACUUGGUGCGCUAGUACCCUUUGGUAAGGCAUUUAUCCUCAUUACCAGGUUCCUCAGAGAGGACCGUCAGCCAUUGGUCCUCUGGUUGCUUGCUAACAAGCAUUCGUCACCACCACAAUGAACUGAAUGUAGACAAACCAGGAUUAGAACACGUGGGUUGACACCAAAUAGAAAGUAUGCAAAGCAGGUACAGACCAAGUGCCAAUAUAGUGUUGUUUUAUGUGUUCAUGUUCAGAGUUCAGAACUUUGUUGUUUACAGUGAAAAAAAAGUAUAAAAAUGCUUCUGCUUUGACAUACCAUCUGUUUAUAAAGACUGCUUACCACUAAAUUGUAGUGACUUCACCCCCCACCCACCCAGUUUUGACAGUGUUUCUCAAAGAUACAGUUUGUAGAACUUGUGUUGAAAAACCAUCUGGCAAUAACAGCUCCGCCUCCAGGGGUUUCAAUAAGGGGGCUGAUCCCCUCUUUUCCCUUCUUUUUCUUUUCCUCCUGUAUUUUCUCUUAAGUUUGACAAUUUGAGGGGGUUCGAUCAACCCCCCCCCCCUCCUGGCUACUGGUUUGAAAUGCCAUUUAUUUCCUCUGUAUAUUUUUUUUUUUUGGGGGGGGCAGUCUUUAUAUAAAGGAUUCAUUGUAUUUGCUCAUGAUGAGAACAACCACACCCUUUUGCAGUCAUUUUAAAAACCUACUUAAACAAUCUAAUCUGCUUCAGAAAAAAAAAUCAGUUCACAUAAUAAAGGAAAGGAAACUAAUCUGUAUUCUAAAAGAAAUAAUCUGUACCUAUCAUCUCAUUGGAGUAUAAGGUUUAUAUUGAUUUGGUCAUGCUCACAAAAGUAUCCCAUUUGCUGUCAAAGUAGAGCAGAAUAUAUAUAUUUUUUUAAUUAUUCUUUCCUUUCUUGAUUUUUGUGUGGUACAGAUGUAUCUUGUUCUUGUUCCCAUUCUUGUUUAAAUGAUCAAUGUUUAACCCUCCUUUUACACAAUUUUAGUUGAGUCUGUGUUUUCAAAAGACCUAUGCCCAAGUUAUAUGGCUCAAAGCUGAAUUGUUUGAAAUAGCAACUUGACUUCUACAAAUUUUCCAUCACUAUAAUCAUGCAUACAUCACAG